AUGCCUUCGGUCUACACCAGCCUACGACUACCAGCUCCCCCGCAACAGAUUUGGGACAUCUUGACCGAUUUCGAACAUUACUCCGAAUGGAAUCCCGUUAUCCAGAGCAUUUCUGGUGAGCAAUGCACAAAUGGCCGGCUCCACUUACAGAUGAAGAACCCACGAACUUCGAAAGUAAGAAAAUCCGAUCCCAUCAUAAAGAACUGGUCGCCUGUAUGCCACCUACAUUGGCGAGCACGGCCUUUCGAUCUCCCAGGUUUAUUUACCGAAUAUCAUCACUUUAUCCUCCAGCCGAGCGCGGAUGGGAUGAGCACCGACUUCGAGCAUUUUGAGCUCUUCUCGGGGAUAUUUGCAUAUCUCAUUAAAUACAUCAGAAAAAUCACAUACUCGGACAGGGAAGAUGCUUUCAACGCGAUGAAUGACGCCUUGAAGAAACGAGCAGGGCAUCCAAGGAAGUAG
Messenger RNA from Cladophialophora psammophila CBS 110553, 459 nucleotides. RefSeq lists its product as uncharacterized. The transcript has 3 exons. The coding region runs from base 1 to 459 and encodes 152 amino acids. Lineage: Eukaryota; Fungi; Ascomycota; Eurotiomycetes; Chaetothyriales; Herpotrichiellaceae. The record is from RefSeq and is a predicted model, not a curated record.